Molecule: messenger RNA, 3705 nt
Organism: Branchiostoma floridae (Florida lancelet)
Lineage: Eukaryota; Metazoa; Chordata; Leptocardii; Amphioxiformes; Branchiostomatidae
Product: protein eva-1 homolog C-like
Exons: 8
Coding region: 314-1810 (498 amino acids)
Molecular function (GO): carbohydrate binding
Source: RefSeq, a predicted model, not a curated record
GGGCCCGUCCAAAACACGACGUGCAAACAGAUCGAUACAGUCCUGCGGUCGGGGCGGUUCGCUCACGCCAAGCCACGAGAAGACGUGACACGGAAACACGCUGUCCUCCUUCAGACGUCUUGUAAGGAAUACCCGCAGGCUUGCCUUGGAUUUGUGCGGUCCCCGGGAGCGCUGUGGUGCCGCUGUGGAGUGUUAUGCUGAGGAGCAGGGCAGGAGGAGCCCGUGAUUUGUUGUUGGGAUGCAGGCCUGUCCGGGCCGGGGUGAGACGGAGGGGUGUGCGCCGUGCUGCCUGGUGUAGCGGACACACAGGACCAUGCCUGGGCUACCUGUUGGCCAUGGAAUUUUACCUGUCAUCUUAUUAUUGACAGGUGUACUUCUGAGACUCGCACACGGACAGCUCACAGGUAUCUCUGCAGCAUCCCUACGCAGCUUCCAUGUCCAUGGUUGUGAUGGUGAACACGUGACUCUCCGCUGUCCUCAUGGCACCACCAUCAGCAUCCAGCGUGCCAUGUACGGCCGUCAGCUGUCCAGUCUGGAGAUGUGUCCGUCCUACGCUCUCAGUGCAACGUUAUCGGCAGCUGAGGCAGCCAGAGCUGCUGCACAGAGACUUCCCAUCAAAGAAAACACAAACUGUGAUUCGCCCACAUCUUUACAGAAAAUGCUGGAUGAAUGCCAGAACAAGAGACACUGCCAGGUCCAGGUACAUACUCAGGUGUUCGGUGUUGACCCCUGUCCGGGUACCAGCAAGUAUCUAGAGGUCAAGUACAAGUGUAAACCAAGUCAGUAUAAAGGAAGAGUAGCCUGUGAUGGAGACACUCUCAGACUGCGCUGUAAGAAGAAUCACAGACUUGCCAUCUACACAGCCAUGUACGGACGGGGGCAGGACGGCAGUCUGGAGUGUCCCUCCAAUAUACCUCAGCCACUCAAAGAAUGCAGAUCUCCCAGUGCCUUACAGAGGAUCAUCCAGCAGUGUCAGGGGAAGCCUCGCUGUGUGCUGGAGGCUGACAGUGGGGAAUAUGGAGACCCCUGUCCCAGGGGAACCAGGAAGUACAUCAGUGUGAUUCAUACAUGUGUUCCCAGACAGGUGCUGGUGGACAUCAGCUGGCUGACCUUUCCCCUGUCAGGUGACCACAGUUUUGUGGGAGACAGCGGCUUCCCUCCCGGCCAGCCCAGCUACAUACCGAGCCCCUCUACCAAGAAGUACGACCUGAUCGGUGGUGAGGAGGGGGUGGUGGUGGUACCAGUAGGGGAUCAGGACGGGAAACAAUCAGAAAAGCCACAAGUGAGAGAGGUUCUGAAGGACAACCCAGUUAUUGUGGAGGUUCCCUAUGGGGGGAUCAUGGAGGAAGCCACAGUAACAUUGUCACCCUACAUCCCUGCCACAGCCCCAGAUGGCAUUGGGGGUGGGCAGCCUGCCAAACUCAGGGUCUUCAGUGACAUCCUAGCAACAUAUGGCUACAUCAGGGACAACCCUGAGAAGGCCCUCCUGUACUUCAUCCUGGGGAUCUGCUCCGGCAUCCUGCUCCUCCUGUUCGGCCUCAUCUUCAAGCUGACCUGCUUCAGUGGGCAGGACCGCCAGCAGAAGGAGUCCUCGCAGGAGUUCAGCUCGCAGGAGGAGGAAAAUUCCGAGGAGGUAGAACACGAACACGACCACAGAACUGACAGGAGACCCGAGGCCAUCGAGGUCGUGCGAUGGAACGGGCGCGAUUACACGAGACACAAUCACACGCUGAACCAUUCGCAUCCCGGGAUGCAUCACGAGUUGGACGAGCCGCCGGGGACUCGGAGCUUAAACCGAUACUAUCCGUAAUGUCAUGUUGACAUGUGCAGUACUUAGUCUGAUGUCAGAGGAUCUUGCAGUCUUUAUAGCAAGGGUAACAAACGUGCAGGAUUAUCAGUGCUAAAUGCCAAACGUCAAGACCUACAAGUGUAAGAUAAUGAACACCCCUAUUCUGGCAUUGGAAGAGGCCAGAGCUCAGCAGUCUGCAUGACAUGCUGCCAUGGACCAGUUCACACCCCUGGAGGGGUGGGUAGGGUAGAUGUGGGGUAUCAAUGUGUUCAUAGUGCAAUGUAAAUAAAUGCCAAAAUGUGUACCAUAUUUAUUGUGAAAUGCACAUCAGAAUCAAUGUUUCUAGAUAUUCAUGAAGAUAACCUGAGCCAGUUAGCAUGACCUAAAUCCCAGUUCGGGAUUGCCUCAUGGCCUGUUAGGAUUAUUGCUCUGUGCCAAGCAUCCAGGGAAAAACUGCUGAAGUCCCCAGGCAAAUGACAAAUACAGAAAAUAAGAAGCAAAAGAAGACACAGAGAUGUUCAAUUGUGCCAUAUUGCACUUGUAUGGCAUUCUGACAGGUUGCUGUUGCAAAAGAAGAAUUCUUAUGGUUCCAUCUGGUGAAUGCAAAGGGAACUGCAGGGCCAAGAGGUGCAGAUGUUAAAGACACAAACAGCCAUCCAACCUUUUGAUGUGUUUUGUCAAGUUGUUCCUUGUGUGUGUGUUGGUGAGCUGCUGGGACUGUACAGGAGCAUCGUACAUGACAACCUGGGAACAGAACCACUACCUUGCUGAGGAACAACAGAAGACUACAUACAUACAGAGACUGGAAAAAAUAGAGUUGUAUUAUUCUGACUAAUUGCAAAAUGCAGAGUUGUGACCAAAGACAUGACUAAGCUCUGUGCUGAUCUCUUGACUGGGCUGUCUGUCCGUGUGAUUGACAGCUACAUCAGAAGACCACUUUUACCAUAUUUGGAAGACUUUGAAUUGAAAAUAAAAAGCAAUCUGGGCUAAAAAUUGGGUUAGAUAUUUGGAUGUCAGUUCUACAUGUACCACUAGCACAAAUUAUGCUUGUAUAUACUUACCAAGCAUACAAACACCAAAAUGAUAUCUAAAACUAUAAUACAUUUUGAUGGACACCUGUCAAUCACACUUGCAGACUGUGCUAAACCUUGUAGGCAGAUGCCCUACUCUGUGCCAAUACAUAUCUGUGAUGUACAUGUGUUGUACCCGUGCAGUGUUUUUACAUGUGUGUAGAGUAUAAAGUCCAUUUAUCUGACCAAAAUAACAAACACUACUCUAUACUGGACAUAAUUUUGUAAAGCAAAAAAAGGUAAUGAUUUAGUUGUAAACAGGAUAGAUUCAUACCAUAAUGUUAUUGCCAUCACCCCCAGUUGGCAUUUGAAACAGCUUAGGGCAGAGCUGGAAAUGGUACAAAUGUACUUUGAAUUCUCUACAAAUAUUUGGAAUAAGUUUAUACCAGAAAAUAUACCCAACCCAGUCGAACCAAAAUAUAUAAUGGUAAAAGAAAUCAUGAAGAAAAAUUGAAUUGAUCUUCCAUGAAAAGUGAUAUAUUUUCUUGUAUUUAUUUGACUUAAGGGGAGUUGCCCAGUGUAUGUAAAUUAACCUACAUACUACAGAUCACCCUACUCUGUAGGGUAUGUACUAAUUAUUGUAACAUUAAUAUCAUGUUGUAUAAAACAGAAGUUCUCACAUUACUUGUGAAAAGAUAAAAAGGAUAAUUGUGGAUGUUGUAAAGUGAAAAGUAUUAUGUAUGAAUGUUCAUGCAAGAGUUUUUUAUUCACCCAAGGAAAGCAAAGUUUUAUAAUGUCUGCUACCGUCUGUACUAUUUGUAGAUUUUCUAACAUGUUAGUGGAAAGUUCUUAGUGUUAACAGUUUGGAUGUUGUGAUGACGUAAUUCUUAGCUUCCACCAGAAUUC